Thyridium curvatum is the source of this 3558-nucleotide messenger RNA. RefSeq lists its product as uncharacterized. The record is from RefSeq and is a predicted model, not a curated record. Gene Ontology annotation, molecular function: sterol transfer activity; sterol binding. Gene Ontology annotation, biological process: intracellular sterol transport. Gene Ontology annotation, cellular component: endoplasmic reticulum-plasma membrane contact site; mitochondrion; cortical endoplasmic reticulum. NCBI's taxonomy places the organism in Eukaryota, Fungi, Ascomycota, Sordariomycetes, Thyridiales, Thyridiaceae. The transcript has 3 exons. Bases 1 to 3558 code for a protein of 1185 amino acids.
AUGGAUGGCAACGGCCUCGGCAAGCUCCUCCCCAAGUCGAUCGCUGCGAAACGGCGUCGCAAGAAGCAAUCAACCUCGGGCGACGGGUCUGGCGACGAGUCUCUGCGCGGCAGAAGCAUUGGCAGUCGCGAGACCACCGAGAGUGAUGGAACGGGAUCACUCGACGCACCCGACGAGGAGGAGACGAGCCUGAUAUCUUAUGAAUCCGACCAUGACUCACCUGCGACCAGACCUGCGACCAGACCUACCACCAUUAUUUCCACCCAUCCCUCGCAGAUCGGGUAUCUGACGACAAAUUCACCACUCGUCCAAGCAGACCAUCUGCAGGAGGUCCAAAAAUCGGAGCAGCAGGAAUCCGCAGCUCCCUUUCCUGACCUACCAAAGGACCCCUCCCAGUCCGCGCGGCCACUGUCAGCAUCCAGCUCGACCGGUCUUGUUCCCCCGCGACCACAGUCUAGAAGAUCGCCGUCGCCUGUUGGCCGCUUUAAAGAAGUAUUCAAGCCCAGGAAAGGUUCGACGAGCACGGCCAGCUCCAGUCCGGAGAGAGGGGCACCUAGGGAGAGGUCUCACUCCGAGCUACCCGCAAGAGAGGUCGACUCUUCUCACCGACUGCCAGACGUAUCAGCUCUUCCCAAGUCGAACUCUACUCCUGAUAACGCCAAGGUCGCAUCAACUGAGCGCUUCCGAAGGCUGUCAAGAGGACAAAAGAUCGACACCACCACACCCCCUCGCACGCCGCCCACUGGCGACCAGGCCACCCCGGUCAUUGUCAAUACACCACCGACGCCCACGGAUUCCUCCCAUCCCGAACGAAAGGCGGUGUCUUCGCGGGACGCUUCACCUGAGGCGUCACGCCGUGGUGCACAAACGAAUGCGUCUGGCUCCCCUCAAGGGAACAUGAUAUCACAGAGACGGGCUAGAUCAGGCUCUGGUAACAUAGGACCAAGCAAGCUUUCAAAUAUCACUUUGGCUCCGCUUACUCCUACCCCGGAAAACGGCCCAAACACGCCCUCGUCUGCUGGCUUCUUCUCGUCUAUGUUAUCUGCUGCUCAAAACGCUACCAACACACUGAGCAACACCAUCACCAACACCAAUAUCACGUCGUGGAACAACAGCACUAAGAAGACAGCUUCUACCACGCGGCUUCAGGAGGGAGCCAGUGACGACAACAUCGAGGUUGAACCAGCGACCGAAGUAUCCUCAGAGCACCCCAUGGAGUCGAAGGAGUUAGCCGUGAAUACUCUCGGCAAGGGGGACCUCAGCUUAAGCCAGUUGGGGAUCCCGGAACCGAGCAGCUCCACUGCAACACCAACAACCGCCAAGUUCCAGGAUUCAACUGAAGCCAGAGGGAGGUCCGAGUCAGCCCCGGCCGAAAACAACUAUUCAUAUGUUUCGGCACCAGACAGCGUCUCAGAAGACUCGCGACCGAGGUCGCUAUAUGACACUGCGGCUCCAGGAGACCGCACCACGCCUUCUAGUAGCAUCUACGAAGGUAAAUCCGGGGUGCAGCGUAGUGGAAGCAUCAGGAGCGCAAUUGGCCGACAUCGGAAACGUGGAAGCUCUAUCACAACCGGUGGGACAACAGCAACUGGGGGAACCAUCGCUGCUGCCAUCCUCGCGGCCAAUGCAUCCGUCGCGCACCCCUCUGCUCAGGCGAGCACGCCCAAGCUUACCGGCUUUGCGGUAGCUAAUAAGAAGCGCAAUCGGGACUUCCAUGCUCUCUUCAAAAGCGUGCCGGAUGACGAUUACCUCAUCGAGGACUAUGGCUGCGCUCUGCAGCGAGAUAUUCUUGCGCAUGGAAGGCUCUACAUCUCGGAGGGUCAUCUCUGCUUCAGCAGUAACAUCUUGGGCUGGCAAACGACGCUAGUCUUGAGUUUCGACGAAAUCAUCUCCGUCGAGAAGAGGAGCACGGCGCUCGUCUUCAAGAACGGUCUCAUGAUAUCUACUCUUCAUGUCAAGCACAUUUUCGCCAGCUUCAUGAGCCGUGAUUCGGUCUAUGAUCUGAUUGUCAAGAUUUGGAAGCUCGGGCACCCAAGCCUCCAAAGCUCACUCAACGGCGUUCGCAUCGAUGAAACAGGUGGCGACAAGACUGAAAAGGUCGACAUUGAUGGGUCGAUCGGCAGUCGAAGCAUCACUUCGGCAUCAGACGACGAUAGCGAGGAGGAAGAUGACGUCUAUGAUGAGGACGAAGAGAACGAUGAGGACUUCGAGACUACCCAAAUGACCGACCCAGGCUUGGCGGAUAACGAUGGGGAGAAGGCUGUUUCGCGGAAGCCGUCGGGCGCGGUAGCCACCAAUGGCAUGUCUCCAGACAAGUCUAAAGAUGCGCCGGCCGGGGCAGCGGCAGCCGGAGGCGACUUUCCUGGACCAGCUACACAUGCGCCGACUGAGUGUGGCGAUUCUGGGACGCAUUACGAUAAAUUCCUCGCCGAUGAAGUGAUUCCUGCCCCUCUCGGCAAGGUCUACAGCCUGAUGUUUGGGCCUGCCUCUGCAAAUUUCAUGUCGAAGUGGCUGACGAACGAACAAAAAUGCACUGAUGUUCAAAUGGAGGACCAAAAGGGUCUGUCCCAGGACAACAAAACCCACACGUAUACCUACAUCAAACCGCUCUACGGCGCCAUUGGUCCCAAGUCGACGAAGUGCAUCAUCACGGAGACAAUCGAGAACAUCGACUUGGAAAAGGCGGUCAAUGUCAACUGCACAACGCAGACUCCAGAAGUUCCCAGCGGCAAUGUCUUCAGCGUGAAGACAAAGUACUGUCUCUCGUGGGCCGAGAAUAACGGCACGAGAGUACAAGCCAACUGCACGGUGGAGUGGACUGGCAAGAGUUGGAUCAAAGGAACGAUCGAAAAGGCGGCAAACGAAGGCCAGGUGCAGUACUGCAAGGACAUAUUUGCAGCUUUGAGAGGAGCUACCUCGGCGCGGCCACGGGUGAACACAUUUACUAAUGGUGCGGGAGGUAAAGGCAAGAAGAAGCGCAAGGGCAAGUCUACCCUGGCGUCAAGCCCGACAAGUGACACGGAGGGCACAGCAAGAGCUCCAAAGACGCCAGACUGGGGGGUUCUGGAACCCCUUCGCGGUAUCCUGGGGCCCAUUGUGGAUAUAAUCGGACCCCUCAUGACUGGCAAUGUGGUGUAUGGGCUCUUGGUGGGCUUACUUGUUGCGAGCUGGUUUGGCUUCGGCUUCACGAAUCGCAGAUCGCCGGGCGGGUUCGGCCACGAUAUUGGCUACUACGCCUAUCCGGAUCGUCUGGCAGCCUACGACGAGAUCUGGAGGCGCGAAGAAAGCGAGCUCUGGGACUGGUUGGAAGAGCGAGUUGGCAUGGACCGCCUUGGCGACGGAGCACCACCCGUGCGUAAGCGGGCGGUCGAGCCCAGGACCGUGGAGGAGAAGAUUCGAGAAGACCGUAUGGACGAUCGAGAGAUCAAAGAGGCGAUCCGAGUCACAGAGGAGAAGCUCAAGGUGCUCAAGUCGGUCGUCCAUAAGAAGGGAGGCCCACAGGCGGCAGAAGAGAGUGGGAGUGCCAAUGAACACAAGCAUAGCGUAGCGUCGUCAUAA